GGCGCCGGGACUCUCAGCCAAUCAUAUUGAUUGCGAACAUUCAGAGUUGUGAUUGUUAUAUUCCGCCAACCUUUAUAUAGACUUUUUUUUUCUCGCUUUUCCUUUCAAAUUUUAUAUUCCCCUUUAAAAAACUAUCUACUACUCCAUGUUUAAAUGAAUAGCUUGCAUUACUCUCCAACCGCAUCAGCAUCGAAUCCCUUGCAUACGCAUUUGAAUAAUCCGCCCACCCCGUCGCCCUCGCCUUCCAGCGCAUCCAUUCCGCUUAAACGCACCCGUGCUAAACGCAGCUGCGACUUUUGCCGUAAACGAAAGUCUCGCUGCGAUGCCGACUCCUCAGUGCCUUGCUCAAACUGUAGAGCCUGGGGUUAUACGUGCGAGUUUCAAACCGUCCGCAAGAAACGGGGGCCGCCCAGUGUAUACGUUGAUAAUCUCGAGAAACGGUGUAAAAAGAUGGAACAGCUACUCGUAUCGCUCACCAGCGCCAGUAUCAAGGAACUCGAAAAGCACGACUUCAAGUACGACAUCUUACCGGACGGGGCCAUUGCCUCUGGCGCCAACACCAGCGCUGUUCUUGACGCUGCGUCGCCACCUGCACCGUCUGACUCAUCGUCAGACGACGACGAAGACGACGACGACGACGACGAUUUCGACCCUACAGCCGACCUCCAGCAACGGCUGACGCAUCUCGACCUGAAAGACUACGACUCGAUAAAGUACACUGGCCAUUCGGCAGGGCUUCAAGUCGUUGACCACGACGUGUUUAAACAACAGCCGUAUAUCCGAUGGCCUGGCCGCGACAAUGUGGUGCUGCAAAUGAUGGGCCAAGACGAUUUGAUGAUAGUCCAGACUGGCAAGCCAGACGCACGGCUCGACGUGGGGCUAUCGAUGCGUUCCACGGUUUUCGAUAGUGAUGACCACCGUUCCCACCCGUCUGCAUCCCCGACUGCGAACAAAAUGCCAAGCAAACAAUUGUCGGACAAAAUGAUUGGCCUGUAUUUUUCACACCUCCAUCCGUUCCUCCCCAUUAUCAACAAAACAAGGUUCCUCGAGCAAUACCGUGUCUCGCGUGCCCCACAGACGCUUGUCCAGGCGGCCCUUGCGCUUGCCUUUCGCUUUGCCGGACAGCAUUUCAAGGACAAGCAUGCAAACGAUUUCGGCGACUUCUACUUUAGGAAGGUCAUGAAACGCCUGCGUGACUCGCUUCGUUCGCGGCUGUGUCAUGUCCAAGCAGCACUUCUCAUGACCUUGUAUUUGGACAUGGACGACGGCGACGUCGAGUCUGUGCAAUGGUUCACGCUUGGCACAGCCAUCCGCAUGGCCCAAGAUUUAGGCUUGCAUCGCUCUUGCACCCAUUGGAAGCUGCCCGCGUCUGAAAUUGAGACCAGACAUCGAGUCUUUUACGCCUGCUAUGUCCUCGAUCGUUGGAUGGGUGCGCGCGCAGGAAAACCGCUGACAAUUCUGGACCGCGAUUUCGAUACAGCCAUGCCGUCGAUGUAUGAAGUCACAGAUCACGUCGUGGCAGCAGCGGGAACUGCCGAUGCGAGUGGUGGUGGUGGUGGUGGCGCCGACAAUGGCAAAAAUAGCGCACCUGAACCUGUUUACAGCCAUUUUGUUCUGCUCAUCAAACUGUCUGAAAUCCUUGGCCGUGUGUUGAAAGCACUGUAUGCACCCAAGGCCAAACGCAGCAACUCGAAUGCGGGCCUGGAUGACCCCACGAUCCUGGUCGUGUUUGACCGUCGCCUGAAGAACUGGAAGGCGUCGCUGGAUGAACAAGAGGAGCAUGGUGUGAUUCCGCCAACUCAGAAAGGCCAUCUGCUAGUGUUCUACUACACAAUCAUGUUACUGGUCCAUCGCCCGUUUGUGCAAUUGUCUGCCACCGAGUUUCCUGAUUUGCAAUCCAUUGUCGCGGACUCACGUAGAGCAUGCACUGAUGCCGCCACAAACAUCUCGGAUAUUCUUCGUCACCAUAGCAGCGUCCCCACGCGCGAGCACUCGUUCUUGUCGCUUUGUUUACCCACGUGCUUCGUCUAUGGCAUGUUUCAAGCGUCGCUGGUGCAUCUGUCCAAUGCGCUGCAGGACCGUGCGUCGACACACGCAGUGCAAACACUCGAACAAUCGCUUGCGCUUUUAAAGUUACACCAACACUUGUGCCCUGUCCCGCGUGUCAUUGAAAUCCUCCACAUGCUCAUUACGAUCAAUAACCUUCCAUGCGAUUCUUCGUCGUCGUCAUCGUUACCUGCCCCCGCUGCUGCUGCUGCUGCUGCUGCUGGAGGACUUGCGCAACCAUCAUCCCCGUUCCCUCAAUCUGCGCUUUUACGUACCCUUCAUCAUCACCAGCAUCACCAUUCAUCACCACCCAUUCAUUCGACUGCAGCAACAACAACAACAACAGCUAUACCGACAGCCACGGCAACAAUCGACGCGACGACAACGAGGCAGCACAAUGACGAAGAGUAUCCAAAGUCCAACCAUCUCUUUGAACGUAUGAUUAAUUGCAGUGUCGUCGGUGGAAUCACGCCAGACAUUCGAUCCGAUGUCGAAUCCGCGAUAGCACAACAGCCGACAAGCUGUUUCUUACCACAGCCUGAAACGUCGCAAUUGUCCAUAAACUACCAUUACCAACAUUCAACAUCGUUCCGAAAUGGUACUGCUCCCCCUGGUGUCCAUGAUUACUCCUACCCUCUUUCGCUCGCCACACCGCAUGCGCCACUUCCGCCACCACCACCACCACAACCACAACAACAUGCUGCGGCUUUGCAUCAUCAACAACAUCCACAACCAUACGUCAUGGCGUCACACCAUCCAUCAACACUUGCUUUCAACAUGCCUCCGACCACCCCUCAUCAUCAUCAUCAUCAUCAUCACCAUCAUCAAACUGCUGCUGACACAGUACCGUCACAACAUCACCCAUCGUCCUUCAUUACCUCCUCGUCAACACCAACUACUACUGCUGCUGCUUCCAAUCCUGCUACAGGCUGGCAAGAUUGGAAUGUUUAUAUUGAGCAUCAACAUCCUGUCAUCGACAACACCCCUGAUUUGCAUAUACCUCGUCAGUCGUAAAAAUAAAAAAGAAGAAUAGCAAACACUUCCCUCCUCCCUCCCAUUUUUGUCAUCCUCGAUAGCUUCGUUUCGUUUUUUGUGUAGUUAUAGUAGCAAUCCCUAUUCUUUCCGUCCCCCCACUUUUUUGUAUGAUUUUUUUUUUUUUGCAAGCUAGAAGAAAAAAAGAAGGAUCUCGUAAAUAUAUCUUCUUGUAUGGAUCAUUAUG
Messenger RNA from Zychaea mexicana, 3265 nucleotides. RefSeq names its product fungal-specific transcription factor domain-containing protein. The coding region runs from base 154 to 3060 and encodes 968 amino acids. NCBI's taxonomy places the organism in Eukaryota, Fungi, Mucoromycota, Mucoromycetes, Mucorales, Lichtheimiaceae. The transcript is spliced from 5 exons. Gene Ontology annotation, biological process: DNA-templated transcription; regulation of DNA-templated transcription. Gene Ontology annotation, molecular function: DNA binding; DNA-binding transcription factor activity, RNA polymerase II-specific; zinc ion binding. The record is from RefSeq and is a predicted model, not a curated record.